Oenanthe melanoleuca is the source of this 4774-nucleotide messenger RNA. It is a transcript of the gene STAT4, whose product is annotated as signal transducer and activator of transcription 4. Gene Ontology annotation, molecular function: RNA polymerase II cis-regulatory region sequence-specific DNA binding; DNA-binding transcription factor activity, RNA polymerase II-specific. The record is from RefSeq and is a predicted model, not a curated record. Lineage: Eukaryota; Metazoa; Chordata; Aves; Passeriformes; Muscicapidae. The coding region runs from base 199 to 2448 and encodes 749 amino acids. The transcript is spliced from 24 exons. Gene Ontology annotation, biological process: cell surface receptor signaling pathway via JAK-STAT; defense response; regulation of transcription by RNA polymerase II.
UUUGCAUUUCGCUGGCCUUCACUGAGCAGAGCUCGGGCAGUGGGGACAGAUUACACCGAGUGAAAAAGCCUCCAAAGCUUCUGGGGGACCAGCAGCACCCCGAGCCCCCAGCCCUGCGCCCUCGCUGCACGAACGGGAAGGAUUUUGUACUUUCCAGCUUCGCGAAGACAAGCAGCUCCCUGCGGAGCUGUGCCCAGUAUGUCCCAAUGGAGUCAGGUUCAACAACUGGAAAUAAAGUUUUUGGAGCAGGUGGACCAGUUCUAUGAUGAUAACUUCCCCAUGGAAAUCAGGCACCUACUAGCACAAUGGAUAGAAAGCCAGGACUGGGAGGCUGCAGCCAACAAUGAAGCAAUGGCAAUGAUCCUUUUACAGAAUUUGAUAAUACAAGUGGAUGAGCAGCUGGACCGAGUUUCGCAGGAGAAGAAUCUGCUCUUGAUACACAACCUGAAAAGAGUCAGGAAGCUGCUGCAGGGCAAAUAUCAUGGUAAUCCCAUGCAUAUAGCAGUGAUCAUCUCAAACUGCUUAAGAGAAGAAAGAAGAAUAUUGGCUGCAGCCAGCAUGCCUGUACAGGGGCCACUGGAAAAGUCUCUACAGAACUCAGUGGUUUCAGAACGCCAGAGAAAUGUAGAACACAAAGUAUCAGCCAUCAAGAACAGUGCUCAGAUGACUGACCAAGAUGUGAAAUACUUGGAAGACCUGCAAGAGGAAUUUGACUUCAGGUAUAAAACAAUACAGAGCUUAGAGCAGAAUGACAAAAACAGUGGCCUCAUUAAACAGGAAAUGUUGGCGUUGCAGGCAAUGCUCAAUACUUUAGACUACAAGAGAAAGGAAGUGCUCAGUAAAAUAGGGUGUGUGAUCCAUGAGAUGGAUGUGCUGAUGAGCAACAUGCUGACUGAGGAGCUGCUGGACUGGAAGCGGCGGCAGCAGAUCGCCUGCAUCGGGGGGCCCCUGCACGGGGGGCUCGACCAGCUCCAGAACUGCUUUACGCUGUUGGCAGAGAGUCUCUUUCAAGUCAGAAGGCAACUAGAAAAGCUGGAUGAACUCUUGACCAGGCUGACUUAUGAUGGGGACCCCAUUCCUGUGCAAAGACCUCAGCUGCUGGAAAAAGUCAACUUUCUGCUCUACAACCUCUUCCGGAACUCCUUCGUGGUUGAAAGGCAGCCCUGCAUGCCGACACAUCCCCAGAGGCCAAUGGUUCUCAAAACUUUAAUACAGUUCACUGUUAAAUUAAGGUUGCUAAUUAAAUUGCCAGAGCUGAACUACCAGAUCAGAGUGAAAGCAACUAUUGACAAGAAUGUUUCAACUGUAAGUAACCGUAGAUUUGUUCUGUGUGGAACACAUGUGAAAGCCAUGAACAUGGAUGAGUCUGCAAAUGGAAGCUUGUCAGUGGAAUUUCGGCAUUUGCAACCCAAAGAAAUGAAAACAAGCGCUGGAAGCAAAGGAAAUGAGGGUCCUCACAUGGUGACUGAGGAACUGCACUCCAUCAGCUUUGAAACACAGGUCUGCCUGUAUGGAUUGACCAUAAAUUUGGAAACCAGCUCCUUGCCUGUGGUGAUGAUUUCCAAUGUCAGCCAGCUGCCCAACGCAUGGGCCUCUAUUAUUUGGUACAAUCUCUCAACCAACGACCCUCAGAAUUUGUCUUUCUUCAACAACCCCCCUACUGCCUCUUUAAGCCAGCUCUUAGAAGUACUGAGCUGGCAAUUUUCAUCAUAUGUUGGUCGUGGACUCAAUUCUGAACAGCUCAACAUGCUGGCAGAGAAACUUACAGGACAGCAAGUCAGUUACAAUGAUUAUCAACUAUCCUGGGCAAAGUUCUGCAAGGAACAUUUGCCUGGGAAGUCUUUUACCUUUUGGGUCUGGCUGGAAGCAAUCCUGGACUUGAUUAAAAAACACAUUCUCCCUCUUUGGAUUGAUGGGUACAUAAUGGGAUUUGUAAGCAAAGAAAAGGAACGAAUUCUGCUGAAAGACAAGACACCAGGAACAUUUUUAUUAAGGUUCAGUGAGAGCAAUCUGGGUGGAAUUACCUUUACUUGGGUGGAUCAGCGAGAAAAUGGAGAUGUAACAUUUCACUCGGUGGAACCCUACAACAAAGGUCGCUUGUCUGCCCUGCCUUUUGCCGACAUCCUGCGCGACUACAAAGUCAUCAUGGCAGACAACGUUCCCGAAAACCCCCUGAAGUACCUGUAUCCGGAUAUCCCCAAAGAUAAGGCCUUUGGCAAACACUACAGCUGCCAGCCAAACGAAGUCUCAAAGCCCUCGGAUGGAGGAGGGAAAGGUUAUGUUCCUUCUGUAUUUAUCCCAGUCUCCAAAAUCCUCAGUGACUCUGCAGAACCACAUUCUCCAUCAGAUCUUCUUCCAAUGUCUCCAAGCGUUUAUGCUGUGCUGAGAGAACACCUGAGUCCCACAGCCAUUGAAACUGCUCUGAGCUCUCCUUACUCAACUGACUGAAGUGCACUUACUGGAAAAAUCUUGUGAACAUUGGAUGGGUUAAAGAAGUCAUAUUUUUUUCCUGUCAUCUCUGAAAGUCAGCUUUUCCUGGAAACCAUUAUGUUAUUCUUAGGCCUCUCUCUGUUAUCAGUAACAUAUAAACAAAGAAUUUUCUCCCUAGGGAUUCAAACAGCCUUUUGCAAGUCAGAUUUGCUGUUGUCAUAUUGUGAAAUAAUAAUGUUGUGCCGUGUCAUGUUGUGAAAUAAGACCAAAUCCUUUCUGGCUUGGGAGUCAUUUGACUUCAGUGGGGUCCCAGCAGAGAUAAAUUUUACUUGCUAAUUUUACUAAUUUCCAUAGAAUUGCUGUAAAUAUGAGAGCAUAAGAACAAAAUGUUUUGCUUCUGAAGACAGCAUAUAAAGAUAACUAAAAACAUUAAUGUGUCUGGAGAAAUUAGGAUUUAAUAUGUCAAAUACUUUCUGCUUAAUCAUAAUCUUGUACACCACUGAUUUAGAUAGUAUUUCAAAGCAAAGAUAUUUGUUCCCCUAAUUUGGAAGUUGCAGAACAGUCUGGGGUUUACUUUUUUCUAAAGAUGAAUUGCCUUCAGCAUGGAUUUUUAUCUGACACCACAGCAGAAGUUGUGGAAGGCAGGUAGGCACGGCUGGGGAGAGAAGGGAGCUCCAGAAAGGAAGCAGGUGUAAAACUUGUGGGGUUAGAAAGGCUGUCUCCAUUUCACACUGGAAGAGAGAGUUAUAAAACUUCCCUCUCUCACAAAAUAGUUGCAGAAGUAAAUCAGUCUGGGAGGAAGCACUCAGGUACUCCAGCAAGUAGUGCCAGGAAGUCCACAAAUACAAAAUUCCCCUCUGACACAGUUUGGAUGCUAAUUGGUCAAUGCCAACAGGGAAGCAGUUUUAAAAAACUGAAGUUACUGAAUAGCUGCAGCAUUUGCUGGCUGCCUGUAAACUUGUGCUGCAUGACAGGAUAUUACAUGCUCAUUUAAUAGACAGGACAACUAGUUUUUGUGAAAAUGGUAAAUUGCCCUCUUUACAUCCUUUAUUUUUUUUUUUUUUCUUUCAGGCAUGUUUACUGCUGAGUUUGGAUUGUUUGGGUUUUUUUUGUUUUGGUUUUAUUUCCCCCAGUGUUAUCCCUAAAAUCUCUUUUAAUAGCAUAGUAAAUAGGCAGUUUCAAGGCCACUGUAUUUCACAAAUGUAGGGCCAAUUGAACAUUUGCACCUUAAUGCUUUCUCAAGCAGGUACAAAUGAAACUUCUGCUAUGAAAACUAAACCUUCUUGAAUCAGUAAGACAUGGACUUUACUUUCAUUUCUCCUUUCACCCACGCUAUUUAUGUUAGUUGAAAGCUAGUGGAAACAAAGUAAUGAGAUAUUUUUGUGAUACACGGAAAUAGAUUUCAAAGAAAAAAACACAUCUCUGUUCAUUACAGUGGGUGAUUCAAAGCAAGCUGCACAUAAGCUCAGCAAGCAUCACGUAUAAAACAGAAAACAACAAGAGCAAUUCUGUAUAUAGCUUGGUAAUAUCUGUAAUUUAUAUAACCAGCAUGAAUAAAAUCAGAUUUUGGCUUCAAGUUGCAUACCCAGAUCUCUGAGGAUUUUUUUCAAGGCAUAACAAAAACAGUCUUCUGCCUUCUGGUUGACCUUAAACUGAGAUACAAACAGUGGCACAGAGGAGUCGCUGAGUUUCUAAAGCAGGAAGCAUGACCUCCCCUGAUAUCAGCUAUGUCUUUUCAUUCUAACCUCUUCUCACAAUCUCAAUACAAACAAAACGGGGGAUAUCUUUAAUUUUUGACCAGCUGAAGUUCAUGAGAAGUACUGUAAGAAAAGAUCAGACAUGGCAUGAGAAACACUCUCCUUUUUCCUUCAUCCCUGCUCUCCGUGCAAGGCAACCCUUCAAGGCUCUCAAGAAUUAACCUCAGCCCAAUGUAACUGGAGUUCCUGGACAGCAUCAUGGGUCGGGUUUUGGCACGACAGCUCCUGCUAUCGCUUCAGAACAGAUUUUUGCAGAGGGUAGCCUUCACAUUUUGUUGAAAAGAUGUGCCUUGAGAGCAUUUCACUGCUUUAAAGGAACCCUGGAAUGAUUAUCUGUAGGAUGAAUAUAUACAGCCCAAUAUAUAGAGCUCUUACCAUUAAUAAAGUGAGAAUUUUGUCCUUAUGCCACCAUGAGAAAGAACACAGCUCUCCAGUGAAACAAUGGCGUGGAGGAAAAACACAAGAAAAAAGGGUGCCCAGAUACUGCCAGAAAAUCAUCUAUUUUAAAUACUUCUACCAACCGUGCUGGUUCUUUCCCUGCGUUUUGCAAUAGCGAAAUAAAACAAUGUCUUUGUUUUGUGCUUUGA